UGACAGCUCAAAAAACAUGUAAUUUAAUAAAUUUCAUUUAAAAAAGUGUUGUUAAAAAAGUUAAAUUGUUAUAAACAGUUGUGCAAAAGGAUUUUUGUUUUAAAAAUGUCGUUUUCUUUUGGAAAUACGACAAAUACCGGUUUGUCGUUCGGAGCUGCUUCGACGCCGGCUAAACCUGCUGGUUUUGGCACUGGUUUCACAUUCGGAGCAGCAGCUUCUACACCUGGUGCCACUGGAUUUGGAGCCACAGCCGCAAAUACUGGUGCUCCUGCAUUCGGUGCCCCAGCUGCCUCGAGUGCUCCAGCAUUCGGAUCCACAGGUUUUGGCACAAACACAGGAACAACAGGAUUUGGUCAAACUGGAACUGCUUUUGGAGCUACUGGAACUACUUUUGGUGCUGGAACCACAGGAACUCCUGCAUUCGGAGCUCCUGCUGCGGGCACUACUGGAUUCGGAACAAACACAGGUACAACCUUUGGUGCUCCAACCAGCACUGCUUUCGGAACAGGGACAGGUUUUGGUACGGGUACUGCUACUGGUUUUGGUACAAGUACUACUGGUUUUGGGACAAGUACUACAGGUUUUGGUACAGGCACCACUGGUUUUGGUACAGGAACUUCUACUUUUGGUACAGGCACCACAGGUUUUGGUACAGGAACUGGUACAAGUUUUGGGACGGGCACCGGGUUUGGUACAGGAACUACUUUUGGAGCAACUACAAGUCAAGCGCCUACUUUAGGAGCAUUUGGUCAACCUGCUUCUGGUUCGUUAUUUGGUGGUACAUCGACUGCUCCUGCUUUUGGAACUGCAGGUUCAACAUUCGGCAAACCAGGAGGAGCAUUUGGUGGCUUUGGUACUGGCUUAUCAACAUUUGGGCAAACCCAACCAUCACUUCUUGGACAGCCUCAACAGCAACAGCAGCAGCAGCCUCCGAAUCCUGUCGAAGCUCUAGCCAAUUCUGUUCUAAAUUGCUGUGUGUAUGGAGAUGAUCGAGACAGCACACUUGCACGAUGGAAUUAUUUGCAAGCCGCUUGGGGCACAGGUAAAGGCUAUUAUUCCAGCAAUGCUCCUCCAGUUGAAAUCAAUCAGCAGAAUCCAAUGUGCCGAUUCAAAGCUAUCGGUUACAGUGCAAUGCCUGGUAGAGACAACCGAGAAGGCAUUGUUGCUAUAUUUUUCAACAAAAAGGAAGCUGAUGUUAAAAGUCAACAACCACAAUUGAUCGCAAGUUUGAACAAUGUUUUAGGAAACAAACCUAACUUAAACAUAAACAUCGAUGGUAUCAAAAGUUUAUCAGAGAACAAAACACAAGUUUUGAUCUUUGUCCAAGAGAAGACAGCAACCAAUACACUAAAAAAGAUUCCAGCGACUGAAUUGCAUGCUUUCUUGCUGCAACCGAUGCAGAAGCAGCAGCUGGGUGCUUUGGGUGUUGAUAAUGUAUUGCCUCAUGUUUUGCCGGACCAGGAUCAGAUUAAGGAGUAUUUGGAGACACCUCCAGACGGAAUUGAUCCUAGAUUAUGGAAACAAGCACAAGCUGAUAAUCCAAAUCCGGCGAAAUACAUACCCGUGCCCAUGGUUGGAUUUUCAGAGGUGAAGUGGCGCAUGAAGUGCCAGGAGGAGGAGACUAAGCGACACCAGGCGUUCCUGGACAGGGUCGCCGAAGACAUCUCGGCGCUCCAGAGAAAACACACUGCCACUGGUGCCAAAUUGGCGGAGCAGCACAGGAAGUAUGCGGAGUUGCAGCAUCGAUUGUUACAGGUUAUUGUAAAACAAGAAACAACUCGUAAAGUUGGUCUGGCCCUGCAGCCUGAAGAAGAAUUGCUCCGGAGUCAGUUGGAGUCGAUGCAAGCACAAAUAUCUGCACCCACACAAUUCAAAGGACGUUUGAGUGAACUCUUAUCACAAAUCCGUAUGCAGAGAUGUCAGUCAAAUGCUACACAGUAUACUGAAAGAUAUAAAAUGGACAAAGUGGUUCAAGAUGAAAUGAAAAGUUUCCUGGAAAUGCAACAACGAGGCCUGUCUCGUCUAAUCGAGACAGUCAACAGUGAUCUCGACACCCUAAAAGUAAUCUCUGAUGGAAUGACACAACUGUUGAGGGACCGAGGAGUAUCAUUAUGAUCUGUACAAGGUUUUUAACAUAAAAAAUUAAAUUAAUAAUUGAUAAAUUAAUCAGUAAUAGUAUAUUUUUUUAUAAAGGAUAAAUAUGCCGAGCAAUUUUUUAUAAAUUUUACAUAGUUUGUGAUUUUAACUCUUGUUGGAUUUAAGUACAAAAUAUAGAAUUAAGAUUU
Molecule: messenger RNA, 2285 nt
Organism: Ctenocephalides felis (cat flea)
Lineage: Eukaryota; Metazoa; Arthropoda; Insecta; Siphonaptera; Pulicidae
Product: probable nucleoporin Nup54
Exons: 15
Coding region: 106-2115 (669 amino acids)
Biological process (GO): protein localization to nuclear inner membrane; NLS-bearing protein import into nucleus; nuclear pore organization
Cellular component (GO): nuclear pore central transport channel; nuclear pore
Molecular function (GO): structural constituent of nuclear pore
Source: RefSeq, a predicted model, not a curated record